AACUUAUUGUUUUGAAUAUAAUAAACCAUGAUUCUUUUAAAAACAUAAAUGAUGAUGAAAACUAUAGUAUAUAGAAAAUGACUAAUUAAUAUUCUUGUAUUUUUUUCAUUCAAGUCAAAUUUGUCUGACAUACUUAAAAGCAUGAGUUUUGAGGACGGUGAAAAAGUUAAAGACUUGUCUGAUGUAGGAAGUAAACAAACGGCAGACCCAUUUGAUUUUGAGAAUGAGGAUGAUAUGCCCUAUGAAAGUGAGUUUGUACAACUGACAUCAACACCAAGAAAAGCUGAGCGGCCUUCUUACAUGUGUUUCAGGAAUGCAAAUUUAAGAACGGCAUCUUUUCCAAAAAUACUGGAUGAGCUGAGGAACAGCCCUGAACAUGAAAGGCUAGAUAUCAGUGAUAUCAGCAUUUACAACUCAAGUUUUGAAGAACAAGUAACAAAUAAAAAGACAAAGUUAGUUGUGAAAAAACAGAGUUCCAUCCUUCUAAGAAAAGCAUUAAAAGACAUUGCAUCAUCUAUGAAGGAAAAGAAUAAAUGCCAUCAGUUGUGUUUGAAACAUGUCACUGAAAAGAUGAUGCACAGCAUGAGGUACAGAUUUUGGACAAAAAGCUUUGAACAACGGGUAGAAUGGUUUAUUGAUAAGAUAAAAGAAAGAAAACACCAAAGGUUUUUAAUUGAUGGUGGACACAACGUGUGCUCUUCUUGUUUCAAACUUCUGCUAAAAAUCAACAAAACCUUUUACUAUAAGUAUUAUAAAAAAGCCUUGGAAGGAAAUUCGGCUGCUAGUUUUAGAAAUGUCAGAGGAUUUGGCAAAGCAAGAGAAGGGGCUGUUGUAUGGCUACAUAAUUAUGAAUAUUUUCAUGCUGACAGAAUGCCAGAUAAUGGUGACAUGAUGUUGCCUUUUAAAACAAGAAAAAACGACUUGUAUGACGCAUAUGUUGCAGAAAAAAUUAAACAAUUUGAAAUAUCUAUUUCAUCUGCCUACACUGUCAGCAGGGCAGCAUUUUAUGAAAUUUGGAAGACAGAUUUCCCAAAGUUGAAGAUAAAGCAGACAAAUUCCUUUUCAAAAUGUAGUACAUGUGUUCAUAUUGAACGAGAGUUGGAAAAAACUAGGGAUCCUGUCAAGAGAACCAAAUUGAAACAAAUGAUGUCUGUUCACAAUAGAAGACAAAUGACAGAGAGAAGAUAUUAUUACAAGAAAAGGGAGGUGGCAAGAAGCAAUCCCAGGCAAUUCAUAAGCAUAAUUAUUGAUGGGAUGGACCAGAGUAAAACUAAUUUGCCACACUUUACAGGGCGGCUAAUGAAGGGUGUAGACCCAAACAGUUUUUUGAAAACCCACAUUCAAGGGGUAUUGAAUCAUGGGCUAAAGUCACUAGAUCUUUAUGUGGACAUGAAUGAAUACCAGCACGAUGCAAAUCUUGUAAUGAAUGUCAUAUUGAAAAGCAUCAGCCAGGCGUUAUCAAAAACUGGAUUUCUUCAAAGUACAUUAUACAUCCAAGCUGACAACUGUGCUAGAGAGAAUAAAAAUAGAUUUGUCCUUGGCUUUUGUGAGCUACUGGUCAAAUUGGACAUUUUCAACGAAGUUCACUUGUCUUUUCUCCACGUGGGUCAUACACAUGAAGACAUUGAUGCCUCGUUUUCUCAAUUAUCAACGAAGUUGCGAAAUUCGGAUGCAGAGACAAUGCCAAAACUUCUUUCUUUGCUCAAUGGUGCUAAACAAUUGAGAGGUCUAUUCGACAUUAAAACCUGGCUUGCACCGUGUUUGAAUAAUAUUAAAAAACAUUCCAAACCACUCCAUUUCAAGUAUAGCCGAGACAUAUCAAAAAAAGUUAUAAUGCAGUACAGGGCAAAUAGCAGUCGACCAUGGACUUACACAGAAGAGAACAUGUUACAUUCAAUUCCUUCUGGUAAUCCCCAAAUUCUUAUACCUCCAAACUUUCACAAAAUCGACCUAGUAGCUGUAAAGAGAAAUGUUGAAAAGCAGCAGUACAAUUUGCCUGGAGAUAGCGAGUACAAAUGGUGGUUACAAUAUUUGAAAUACUUACAACUUGUUAAGGACAACAAAGAUGCUUUGUUUGAUUAUGCCAAAAGAGAAGCGGACUGGCUGUUACCAAAACUGAUGAACAAACAAAAGCUCACAGAAAACUCCAAUGCAGACAUUGAACACCAUUUACUUGAAAUGCUAGACAGAGAGCUUGAUGAUCAUGAGGUAGUCCUCUCAAAAUCCAAACCAAAGAAAUCCAAGAAAUGUAAAGAAAAAGGAUGAAGUAUGGCAAUUAAGGAUGUUGAAAAGAGAAAACUACAGAUUUUCCAUUGCCAAAAAGUUGUGAUUAGAUGAAGUUAGUAUCAAGAGAUACCUACAGUUAUAAGCACAAUUUGGAUGACAAGAAGUGAUAUAAAUGUGUUCAUAUUCUUUAUGUGACUUGUUUGGCAACACCUUAUAAUGGAGAUAUUUUUCUCUUUUGAUGUUAUUGCCACAUGUUAGCCUAUUUUACUCAACAUUUCAACUUAUGAAGAAUGAGUUGCAUUGCAGAAAUAUUCUACCAUGUGUUCAUUCCACUCACUUCCCCCAUGUUGCCUAUGACCUAUAUUUGAUUUAUAUGCUCAGUUUGUAUAUAUUCCUUUAUGAAUGGAGAAAUGUUUCUCUAUGAUGUUAUUAACAUUUGUUAGCCUCUUUUGUAAGUCAUUUUUGUGACAAUAACUAGUUCUCACAUGUAGAAGAUUUUUUCAUAAUAUGUUAAGAACACGUGAGUUUAAUUAUUUUAUAAACAGUUACUUUUUAAAAUUAAUUUUGAUGUAAUUUAUAUAUAUGAUUAUUUAGUUAGACAUUUUUGUACAUUAAUGUGAAAUAAUGAUAUAGGAAUAUUUUUCCAUGAAUUAAUGUCAAUGAUCAAAAUGGAGGAAUGUGCCCCUUACUUGUUUUUUCCCAUGUAUGCUUAUCUAGUUAGAAUAUUUUUGAUGAAGAUAAUUGCGUUAUGGUGAAGAAAUAUUCCUCGAUGCAUUCAUUGGAACUGAUAAAAGAUGUAGGAAUGUUCUUUAUGUUAAAAUUGAAGCAUAUAGGCCCAUUUUGUAAGAAUCUUUAGAUAUAUAUUGUUGGAACAUACCUCUAUGCACUCAUUGGCAACGCAUAAAGAUGUAGGUAUAUUCCACUAGGUUUAUUUAAUGGAAGUAUUUGUGAUGGGGGAACAUUCCUCUAUCAUUCACAGCUACACAUCAAGAGGGAGGAAUGUUCUCCUAUGUUGUUACCAAUACAUAUAAGUUUAUUUAGUGAGAAUAUCUGUGAUGGGGGAAUAUUCUUCUAUCAUUCACAGCUACACAUCAAGAGGAAGGAAUGUUCUCCUAUGUUGUUACCAAUACAUAUAAGUUUAUUUAGUGAGAAUAUUUGUGAUGGGGGAAUAUUCCUCUAUCAUUCACAGCUACACAUCAAGAGGGAGGAAUGUUCCCCUAUGUUGUUACGGAUACAUAUUAGUUUAUUUAGUGAGAAUAAUAGUGAUGGGGGAAUAUUCCUCUAUCAUUCACAGCUACACAUCAGGAUGGAGGAAUGUUCCCCUAUGUUUUUACGGAUACAUAUAAGUUUAUUUUAUUUAUUAAGAAUAUUUGUGAUGAGGGAAUAUUCCUCUAUCAUUCACAGCUACACAUCAAGAGGAAGGAAUGUUCCCCUAUGAUGUUAUUCAAACCUAUUUGCUAAUUCUGUGAGAGUCUUUUUGUGUCAUUUGAUGAUGGAGAAAUAUUCUCCCGUGUUGGUGUAUGCAUUUUUAGUACGAGUCUUCUUUUAUAUGAUCAUUUGAUGAUAGAGGAAUAUUCCCCCAUGCAUUCGCAGCAACAUAUUAGGUUGGAAGAAAGUUCCCUAAUGUUUUUAUUGACACAUGUAUGUUUUAAUAGUGAGAGUCUUUUUGAUGUUUAUUAUCAUGUAAUGAUGAAGGAAUAUUCCUCCAUGCAUAUAGGUGGAGGAUUGUUCAUCUUUAAAGUAUUGACUUAUAUAUGCUAUGUUCUCAUAGCGUGAUAUAAAUAUAUGAUUCCUACCAUAAAAUGCAUUAAAACCCAGAAAAAGUACGCGUGGAUUUUCCU
Messenger RNA from Magallana angulata, 4067 nucleotides. RefSeq lists its product as uncharacterized. The record is from RefSeq and is a predicted model, not a curated record. The coding region runs from base 142 to 2265 and encodes 707 amino acids. The transcript is spliced from 10 exons. Lineage: Eukaryota; Metazoa; Mollusca; Bivalvia; Ostreida; Ostreidae.